GGGAAGGAGAAGCUGCCCUUCCGCGGCCAUGGCGCGCGGCGGGGGGAGAAGGCGCCUCGCGGGGCGGCGCGCGCCCCCCCGCCACGGAAGAGGAUUGCUGGAUGAAGACUAACCCUAGGACUCAGAGUCAGAUGUCAAAGGCAAGUUGGGUUUUCUUGUGAGCAGCUGACAGCAUCUACAAGUCCUGUUCCUUGUGGUGGCUCCCGAAGGUGCCGAGGUCCUCAUUCAGACAUGGCAUUUCAAAGGACAGAGGGGAUGUCCAUCAUCCAGGCCUUGGCGAUGACUGUGGCGGAGAUCCCCGUGUUUGUUUACACGACAUUUGGACAGUCUGUCUUCUCUCAGCUGCGGCUUUCUCCAGGCCUGCGUAAGGUGCUGUUUGCCACAGCUCUCGGGACAGUUGCCUUGGCUCUUGCAGCUCAUCAGUUGAAACGUCGUCGGCGUCGGAAGAAACAAAUUGCUCCGGAGAAAGGUGGCAUUAAGCCUGGAGGGAUAACAGUGCCCAUCUUGCCAACUAGAAGGAUCCCUUCCGUGAAGAAAGGAUACUCCAGCAAGAGAGUCCAGAGUCCUGGCAGCAAGAGCAAUGACACACUCAGCGGGAUUUCCUCCAUUGAGCCCAGCAAACAUUCCAGUUCCUCCCACAGCCUUGCCUCGAUAGUAGCAGUGAAUUCUUCGAGUCCAACGCCAGCAUCGGCAGGUCUGUGGGAGGCCCAGGCAACAACGGAUGCUGGAGCAGCUGGUGAUUCUAGUGCAGAAAGCCUCUACGUUCAAGGCAUGGAGCUGUUUGAGGAGGCCCUGCAGAAGUGGGAGCAAGCGUUGACCAUCCGGCAGAGGGACAAUGCUAGUACCAGCACCCCGAUACCCUGGGACAGCAGGAAACACCAAGAGUCCAUGUCCGAGGACAUCCCAGAGGAGGAGUCCCAGAAAAGGGAGUUUGCUGAGAAGCUGGAGUCCCUCUUGCAUCGAGCCUAUCACCUGCAGGAAGAGUUUGGGUCUUCGCUUCCAUCGGACAGCAUGUUGCUGGAUUUGGAGAAGACUCUAAUGCUUCCAUUGACUGACGGGUCACUACGUCUUCGGACAGAUGAUGAAGAGAGCUCAAUUUCUGAGGACUCCUUUUUCUCUGCGGCAGAGCUCUUUGACUCUCUUCAUUUUGAGGAAAUACCAUUCCAUCUUUCUAAGCCAGUAGCUGCGUAUGAAGAAGCUUUGCAGUUAGUGAAAGAAGGGAAGGUUGCGUGCCGGACGCUGAGGACAGAGCUUCUAGGCUGCUACAGUGAUCAGGAUUUCCUAGCGAAGCUGCACUGCAUCAGGCAGGCCUUCCAGGAGCUACUGAAGGAUGAAAGCAACCAGCUAUUUUUUGGGGAGGUUGGGAAGCAAAUGGUGACAGGACUAAUGACAAAAGCUGAAAAGAAUCCCAAAGGUUUUCUGGAAAGCUAUGAAGAGAUGCUGCAUUAUGCACUGAAGCAAGAGACCUGGCCAACCACUCAGCAGGAGUUGGAGGGAAGAGGGGUGGUGUGCAUGAGCUUCUUUGAUAUUGUGCUGGAUUUCAUCCUCAUGGAUGCUUUUGAGGACCUGGAGAACCCUCCCUCCUCUGUGCUGGCUGUGCUGCGCAACCGCUGGCUCUCCGACAGCUUCAAGGAGACGGCCCUAGCAACUGCCUGCUGGUCAGUUCUGAAAGCAAAAAGGAGGCUUCUGAUGGUACCAGAUGGCUUUAUUUCUCAUUUCUACUCCGUAUCGGAGCAUGUCAGUCCUGUUUUAGCCUUUGGUUUUCUGGGGCCCAAACAGCAGCUAUCUGAAGUCUGUGCUUUCUUCAAGCACCAAAUAGUACAAUACCUGAAGGAUAUGUUUGAUCUGGACAACGUGAGAUACACAACAGUUCAGUCGCUGGCCGAAGACAUUUUGCAGCUCUCACGACGGCGCAGUGAGAUCCUCUUGGGGUAUUUGGGCACUGAGACCUCCCCUGAGAUGAAUGGCACACUUCCUGGUGAAAAUGAACCACUAAAAGAGCUCAUCUGACGUCAAUCAGGGUGGAAAAAGAGUUUCAUACAAGAACACUUUUCCUCACAGAAGUGGCUAAAACUACCUACAAUGGUCAGUGGUGGCAGCAAGACUAUCUCAACACACAGCAACCUGGUGGGACCUUCUGCUUUCUGUAGCCGGUAGUGUUUGCUGGGAUGGAUCCUGGACCACUUGCCAGCUUAUGGUUUGAAUUUCUUCUUUGUUCCAUCUUCGUGUUCUUUUUUAUUAUUAUUAUUAUUAUUAUUAAUGUAUCAUAUGAACCAUGAACUGCCUGGGCCCAGAUUUUUGCCCAACGUAUGUAUGUACUUGUUCCUCCCAUGCAGUAUCUGGGAGAUAUUUCCUGAUGUUUAUGAUCACAUGGGGAAGCAGGAACAUCACUGGUAAAUUCUCCACUUCACCUUUGGGUCCUCAAAGAUAAUUUAUGGGGAUUUGUUUGCUUUGGGAAUUUUUAACGUUAUUUCUCUGCACAUGAGAUGUGUAGACACAUCUCUACAGACAUUACUGCUGAUUUUAUCUUAUGUUUUAACACAUGGAAUGUGACUAGCAGAGAUUUUUUUCUCCCAGUGAGGAGGAAAUACUUCUGUAAAGCACUGAAGUAAAAUUCAGACUUACAUAACCAGUCUGAAGCUCUAAGGGAGUUGGUCUGCUUCCUCUGUGUUGCUGUUCUUUGCAGGCCAGAUGACUGGCUCUGUAUUGCGGUCAUCCUCACAUAGGAGACUGCUGAAGUCUGUGUUUGUUUCUAAGGCAAACUAGUGUGAGGAGGGGGUGGAUUUGUAUCCUGCCUGUGCACGCACAAACUAUUUAACAUCCAUCAAAGUGCCUUGCUCUGUUUCAGAAUUGGCCAGUAACAGUUUUCAUGAAGUACACAAGAAGAGACCUGAGUCUGGUGUUGAUUGCUGUUAUGCAUAAGGCAGUAAGAGAUGUAGCUGUUGGAUGUGAUGCAGAAAAAUGACUAUGUGUGCGAGUAGCUGGAGAGCUGGGGUCAAGCUGCUAGAGAGGAAACAAUUUCUAGUAUGUAAUUCACCUGUAGUAAAAAAUAUAAUAUAGUUUUGGGUAGAUACUAAAUGCAUGUGUAGUGUGUCCUUGCAGUGCUGAGAAGGGCUCUGCUUAAAUGUUGUGAUAAUGACUUCAGAACUGGCACCUGAAAUCUGGCUGCUUUUGAUCGGUGCUGAGUUGGAUGCUAGUGUAAGGUAGAAGCAUUUGAGUGAGCUGGCCUUGAGGCAGUCCUGGGUUUUGUAUGAGACUUGCAGUGAUGUGCUUAGUCCUCUAAUUAUAAUGCCACAGAUGAAGGCAGAGGGUGCUGCCUGCCUUUUCUUCUGUUUUAGUUCACAUAUAGUCCCAAAUCCCAACCUCAGAUUGACGAGGUAUUCAGGGAGAAGAAAAUGGGGACUUUCACAACACAAGGCUUCACUUUUUUUCCAAAAUGAUUUGUUACCCCUUGUGUCUAUCCCAGGUAAUGGGCAUAAGUCUUAUCCAGCUAUGUUUUUGUAAGAGGAAAACUUAAGAAUCUGGAGUUUCCGUAGAAGGGGAAAGUCAGUGCAUGGACUUGGAGAAUAUAAAUCUUUUCUUUUUUCCUCUUCAGAUCUCUGAAGUGAAUUCUGCUGCUAAAAGCAGGAAGGAAAUAAGCAGGGAAAAAGUAAACAAGAAGGUAUGAAAUGAGUAGAUAAUGCUCCUGAGACUCUUGCAAGAAGGCAAGCGUAGAGCAUGUAGCACCUGCUGCUCUACAAGCACAACAGACUGAUGUGGCAUAUCCUGAAGACUAGAUUAAUGCAAUAAACAAGAAAAUGAUGAGGUAAAGUCAGGAAGACUAGUCUUUGGUAAAGCUUCAUGCAAUAAACUGUUAUGAGAAGGAUUUAAAGGACAGUAAUUGAAACUAGGAGAGGUUUCUGAGGUGUCUUGCUCCUGCCAUCAUGCAGUGAAAAGAAGAAACAGAGGAUGUUGUGUUAGUAUGUCAUACCUGUUUCACGUGGACUGUGAUUCAAAAGUAUGUUAAAUUCUGAAAGCAAGUUACUUUGCCAAAAAUAUUUUAUAAUGCUCUGUGCUCUUGUAUGGCUGGUUUAGAAGAAAGAGUAACUUCAGCAGCUUUGUAUAGUAGUUAAGAAGAUGCUAAAAUGUGAAUAUUAAUGUAAUAAGCUAGAUUGUAAUUCUAAAGAAUCAGUGCUGUUCAUUUCAGACUUUAGAGUUGUUUAUGUGUAUUUAUUCACUGCUUUGAAUGUCUUUAGGCCUUGGUGCUUGGGGCAGCCUGCCUGCCUUGUGUAAGGACAAAAACACUGGUGGCUGACUUUGGUCUUUUCAUGUCCUCACAGGACAGGAUACUAAAACAGGGUCUCCAUGAAGCAAAUGCUAAUUUGCCUUAUGGCUUUUUAAGCUAAGAAACGGUAAAUUCUUAGUCAGUCAAAUGGAAGUAAGACACUUCUAUUACGGUUUUAUUCUCUUCCUUAGCCACUAUUCCAAAUAGGUAUGCUGCUCUUCCAGUGAAGGUGAAGAGGAAUCUUCCUCAAGAGCGCUUAGAGCUUUUUGAAGGUUGAGUUUCCUCCCUCCCCCUGCCAACACUAACUUGUUCCUGCAAAAGUUAAGAAGGUCUGCUGAGACAAACUGAUUUUUCCCUUUACUGGGGAAGAAGUGAAGGUUUUCUGAAAGUCCCCUUUGUAUUUUGUUACUGCUCUUUCUCCCUCCCCUAGUAAAAUGCAUUGCAGCUAGAAAGGAAAAGCAAAAGAAAGAGGUGUCUGCAAGCUUUAAAGAAUGCUGUUCAGAUCACUGGGUUCAAAAGAGGUGUUCCUGUGCGAGAAGCUCUCCCUGACCUGAAGGGUUUGGUAAGUAAACUGCUGCAUUAAGCUCCUCCCGACAUGAACCCAAGUUGGAGUUCAUGCUGUUCCCACUGACCCUUCCAGAGCAGAGCUUGUCUGAAAUAGCAGCCACCUCACACACAUCUGUUUUGCAGGGUAGAGUAAAAGGUUAUAGGUGAGCACUUGUCUGCCCUCCAGCUUAGUAAGGUAUCACUACAUUUUUUUUUUUUUUUUUAACCAGCAUAUUGUGUUUAGAACAAAGGAAAUACUUCAGUAUUAGUAGCAGAUGAGAUAUAUAUUUGGGUAGAAUCUCUAGAGAUAAGGUAUUUGCCUCUGUUAUAAUGAACCCUUAUUCUCAAGGGGUUAAAUCAUUCUGGGCUGACACUUGCAAGAUUUUAACACUGAUGGGGAUUUAAAAUGGCUUAGCGGCUAUAAAAUGAAAUCUUUCAAUAGUUUCUGAAGAGAAUUCCAAAUAUGCAUGACUUUCAAUCUUUGUGGAGGUUAUUUUAACAAGCUUCACUAGUGGUUAAAGUAUCUACUCAAUACUUUAGUAUGUAUUUAGAGACUACACCAAAUGGCUCUAAAAGGGUCUUUAUGAUCUUUAAAUCACAAUUAUAUUAAUAAAAAAAUUAUGAAGAAAAACCUACUUGUUCUAUGUAUGAGAUCAGUGUGGCUUUGAAGAGCAUGACUUGUGCUGCCUCAUACAAGGAGGUGGUAAAGCAGAAUUUUAUUUACCCUUUUCAGUAGAACAUUCCUCUGCUAUAUCUGAAACUAAUGAAUGUAAACUUGUGCCUAUUUUUAUUUGCUUUCCUAAAGGUGUAAAGAUCCCGUUCUUGUUUCACUUCUUUCUUUUUCUUUGCAGCUAUUUUUUUAAAUACCUCUAAUCUUAGGAUGUGGGCAUUAAAACAAGUCAAAUAAAACUUCACAA
Molecule: messenger RNA, 5727 nt
Organism: Rhea pennata
Lineage: Eukaryota; Metazoa; Chordata; Aves; Rheiformes; Rheidae
Gene: MIGA2
Product: mitoguardin 2
Exons: 16
Coding region: 232-2010 (592 amino acids)
Biological process (GO): mitochondrial fusion
Source: RefSeq, a predicted model, not a curated record